Molecule: messenger RNA, 864 nt
Organism: Lucilia sericata (common green bottle fly)
Lineage: Eukaryota; Metazoa; Arthropoda; Insecta; Diptera; Calliphoridae
Exons: 5
Coding region: 122-583 (153 amino acids)
Source: RefSeq, a predicted model, not a curated record
CAACCAUAUACUACCUUUUUUAACAUGUGUUCAAAAAUAAAUAAAUAAAUAAACACAAAAUUUAUUGAAAAAUUUUCACAAUUUUUUAUUUUUUUUGUUUAUUUAUAAAAAAAUAACAAAAAUGAACUCCAACGAAGUUGUACCUUGUGGAAAAAUGAAAUUUUUUAAUAUCUGGAAAUUUUCUAAUUGUUGGCUACUGACCUGGAAGCUAAUGGACGAAUUGGACCAAAUCUCUCCUGGAUCAGCGUUUUUCUCUUUUCGUUUAAGGGUACACUAUGGACAAAAUUUUACAAAUUUUGUCAAGGCUACUGACCUGAAGCUAAUGGACGAAUUGGACCAAAUCUCUCCUGGAUCAGCGUUUUUCUCUUUUCGUUUAAGGGUACACUAUGGACAAAAUUUUACAAAUUUUGUCAAGGCUACUGACCUGAAGCUAAUGGACGAAUUGGACCAAAUCUCUCCUGGAUCAGCGUUUUUCUCUUUUCGUUUAAGGGUACACUACGGACAAAAUUUUACAAAUUUUGUCAAGGCUACUGACCUGAAGCUAAUGGACGAAUUGGACCAAACUUGCAAACUUACACAAUAAUCCAAUUGGUAAAGAUGAUAUUAUCAAAUGGGAAUUAAAGACGGAAAGGCAAAUUUUCAAUUUACAUUUUGGACAUUCAUUUUUCCCAUUGAAAUUGUAAAAUGAAAAUUCACUUUCCGGCUUUACUGGACACUUAAAAAUUCAAACUCCUACCUUGUCGGAUCCUUCGGAAAGAAAGCGGUGAAGAUUCUCCCCUCCUGGACAAUCCUUAACACAUUUGCGGCUCCUGAAAAAUAAAGAGAAUAUUAGAAAAAAAUAAAUUUAAAAAUUUCCAAAUGAAA